UUGAAGAAAAGUCACUGCAAAUGGCACUCACAUCUGGUUUGGCCUCUCUAAAUAGGCACCAGCAGCUGUGUCAGGCAUGGGGUGGUCAGGAGUGAGGAGCAUGGGUGGAGCUGCAUGUGAGGAGCCCAGCAUGGGGAUAGUAGGAGACUGUGGGUCAGGAUUAUGGGGCAUUGGCUGAGCUGGGGGUGGGGGGAACCCCGGGGCUGGAACAGCAGGGUGGGGGCUGCAGGUUGUGACUAAGGAGCAGCAGACCUGUGUGAGGAGCCUAUGGGGCAAGGGGAUUUGUGAUGUUCUAAGGGUUCCUCUCUCCCCUUCCCUGUGGUCUUAGAGCUGAGCUAGGUUAGGUGGGUUUUACUCCUAGUCCAGGGCCCAAGUACUGAGGUGCCUGAAAGGCUAAGUUAGAAACUCCAUCGGGAGGGGAGGGUCAGGGGCUCUGUCCCGCCCUGGCUCUGGGAUUGUGCGUCAGAAAGCUGCCCCGUCUCUGCGAAGGGGAACAGUAGCUGAGUUUGUCCGCCCAAUUUCCUGGCUGCUCUGUGGGCCUGAGCCUAUGAAAGCUCCUUUCAUGCCUGGAAGGUGCUGAAACAGGAGCUGCUGCUUCCAUUUCCUGGCUUCCCCCUCUCCCCCCCAAUAAAAGAUUGGCUGAAGAUGAAACACCUGCCAGUGAGAGCCCCAAAGAGGAAAAGUAUUUGGAGCUAGUGUGUGUCUAAAGCCAUGUCACUAGCACCAUCCCAGAUACUCCGAGAGCCUGAAUGUUCAGAGGUGCAAACACCCUGGCUCCUAAAACCUGAGCAAACAACAUUCCUUUCUCUUGUGCCCUUGACCUCCAAGCGCCCUGCACACUGGAAUUGCUUCACCCGCCCCAAAACGUCGCCCUGGUGGUGGACGCAACAACUGUUUGGCAGUCUCACAGCAACACCGGAUGAGACGGGAGGAAGACUCUUGUGCCCAGCUGAAACUGGGGGGGCUGAAUGGAAUUUAGCCAGGACACAUUUAAACUGAGAAGUUUCCUGUGUUCCCUGGUGACUUACACCAAUGUUCCAUUUGGGGUGAACUUUGAUCACAGUGUCCCGUGUUGAAGGUGCACCUGGGUAACUCCCAAAGCAGGGGAAGGGGAUCUUACACUCCCAGCUUGCUGCUGACGUGGUGACUUGGAAGGUGGUAGGAAUCCUCGCAAAGCCAUAGGAAAGUGCUGAUCUCUGUGUUCGUUGGUGUGCUGAAUGGCUCCUGAGCUGUGGGGGGUGGGGAAAUCUGCCACAGGCCGCAUGUGCUGUGGCACAUCCCUGGUGUUUUUGGCUGGGCCAGUGGCCCCCCCUGCAGCUCCCCGCCCAGAUUGCCAUCUCUUGGCAGAUUGUGCCUGGCUGUCGUGCUGACUGCUGUCCCCACCAUGGCUGCCAGUGACGUCGUACCAGCCGCCCUACAGGACUCGUGGGGGGACUUCUGGCUCUUCCGUUUCUUCCUCAAUGCUGCGGGCUAUGCGAGCAUCAUGGUACCGGGGUUUCUGCUCAUCCAGUACUUCAAGAGAAAGAAUUACCUGGAGACAGGCCGUGGCAUUUGCUUCCCCAUCAUCAAGUCAUGCGUCUUUGGCAGCGAGGCCAAGUCCACACACCCAGAUGAUGUCUCCCUGGCAGCCCGGAAUGAUACCAUGGAGUCCUCAACGGCCCAGCAGGUCCUCAAGCUGCUCUUCUGUGCUGCUGGCCUCCAGGCUUCCUACCUGACGUGGGGUGUCCUCCAGGAGCGUGUCAUGACCCGGACGUAUGGGGCCACUGAGACCAAUCCUGGCGAGAAGUUCAAAGACUCCCAGUUCCUGGUCUUCAUGAACCGGAUCCUGGCCUUCACCGUAGCAGGCCUGUAUUGUGCCCUGACCAAGCAGCCGCGCCACGGCGCCCCCAUGUACAAGUAUUCUUUUGCCUCACUCUCCAAUAUCCUCAGCAGCUGGUGCCAAUACGAGGCACUCAAGUACAUCAGCUUCCCUACCCAGGUGCUGGCCAAGGCCUCCAAGGUGAUCCCAGUCAUGCUGAUGGGCAAGCUGGUGUCACGCAAGAGCUACGAGUACUGGGAGUACCUAACGGCGGUGCUUAUCUCGGUGGGGGUCAGCAUGUUCCUGCUCUCCAGCGCCCCCGACAAGCACCUCUCCACCGUCACCACCUUCUCAGGCGUGGUCCUCCUGGCUGGCUACAUAGUCUUCGACAGCUUCACCUCCAACUGGCAGGACGCCCUCUUCACCUACAAGAUGUCCCCGGUGCAGAUGAUGUUUGGGGUGAAUGUCUUCUCCUGCCUCUUCACGAUGGGCUCGCUGCUGGAGCAGGGCGCCCUGCUGGAAUCAGCCCGCUUCAUGGCCCGCCACUCCGAGUUCGCGGUCCACGCCGUGCUGCUGUCCAUCUGCUCCGCCUUUGGCCAGCUCUUCAUCUUCUACACCAUCAAUCAGUUCGGGGCGGCCGUCUUCACCAUCAUCAUGACGCUGCGCCAAGCUUUUGCCAUUCUGCUCUCCUGCCUCAUCUACGGGCACGCCAUCACCGUGGUGGGUGGGCUGGGUGUGGCUGUGGUCUUUAUGGCUCUCUUCCUGCGUGUCUAUGCCCGCAGCCGCAUGAAGAAGCGUAGCAAGAAGCUGCCCGCCAGCGAGGUCCCAGUGCAGAAGGUUUAGGGGCCAUGGCACAGACUGCCCUCCUCUCCUCUCCCACUGCAGGGCACUUGCUUUAUUUCUCUUCUCUUCAUGAACCUACUGAGGAGUGGGGGAGAAACAAUGACUCCCUUUGCAAACUGCUUUUCCUGGACAAGGAGCUGGAGUGGGCUUGGAGGAAGCGAGGUGCUUUCCGGGCCUCCAGCGCACCUUUCUCCUGUUGCCUUAAUAGGUCUGAGUAUUUCAAUUCCCUGAGAUGGCCCCAGGAAGGGAGCAGGGGGCAGGUCUAGUUCCCAGGAGUGCAGGGGGGUUAACUCCUGCCCUAGCUCCAUCUGGUACUUGGGGCUUCUCUUUAAGAUUAUUUAUGAACAAGGGAGCUUUAUUCCCUGGCACUUUCUUGUCUCCAGCUUCGCUCCCCAUUUCUUUCCUCACUACGGAGCCGAUACCAGGGAACGGCAAGAAAACACUAUCAUUUUUCUUUACAAAUAUGUAUGAUUGGGAGGGAAGCUCCAGUCUCAGCCUGCCCCAGCAGCAGGUGGUGUAGGGAGUGAGGCAGGAGUGCUGGCUGGAUGCGGGGGGAGCUCCCAGCUACGUCAGUCCCAGCCUUUCCAACAGGAGGCGCUGUAGGGAAUGGGGCAGGAGCGUGGGGCCUCCCUAGCCACAUCCCAUUCCAGGGCUGGUAAAAGAGCUGCUGUAUAACAGUCUGGAUUUGUGGCAGGUCAGUGCACUACGCUGUUCCUGCUGGGAGCCUUCUCCAUUUCUGUCUCCUGGCCCGGCCUUUACGCUGUGAUGCACGCAGGCUCCAUUCUGUUUGCAUUUUGUGCUGCUUUUCCUUUCUCGUUUACGUUUACUCUUGUCAUGAGUUUGAACUAGAACGCCCAGGAUCCCUUGAGGGCGCUUUCUGCUCUCUGGCUUUGAGAAUUUGGAAUUGGCUCCUACCGUUUAGAAAAGCACAAAGAUCCCCGUCCUGAAAUAUCCCUCCUUGUUUCUCCUUUUCCUGCAAGCAGGAGGUGCCAGCACCAGCCCACUCAGCAGCCUGGCGAGGGCUAUAUGAUAUGCAGCAGUCCCAGAGACAGGACAAAGCCCAGCCAGGUUCCUUUUCCCUGCACGGGGCUGCUCUCAAUCCUGGGUGCAGGGAGCCACUUGCCCUGGCUACACCUCGGGAACCCGGGUUUGACGCAGUAACUGUUUUGUCUCUAAACAGACCGGGCCCCCAUCUGCUAGGGGAAUGGUUUGGGUACUUUUAAAAUGCAACUUGGUCUCUUUUUAUUUUAUUAAAUUAAAAAGCUGCUGCAAA
This is a messenger RNA of Chelonia mydas (Green sea turtle), 3914 nucleotides long. It is a transcript of the gene SLC35B2, whose product is annotated as solute carrier family 35 member B2. Lineage: Eukaryota; Metazoa; Chordata; Testudines; Cheloniidae. Bases 1385 to 2641 code for a protein of 418 amino acids. The record is from RefSeq and is a predicted model, not a curated record. Gene Ontology annotation, molecular function: 3'-phosphoadenosine 5'-phosphosulfate transmembrane transporter activity. Gene Ontology annotation, cellular component: endoplasmic reticulum membrane; Golgi membrane. Gene Ontology annotation, biological process: transmembrane transport. The transcript has 4 exons.